CAAACACUAUUUCUUUCUAACGAAUCGAGCAAUAUGAAGAGUCUGAUUGUGUUCGCUCUGUUGAUUUGUGCUGCGGCGGCACUGCCACAGUUUGGCUUUGGCGGUCCUGGCUUCGGCGGUCCUGGUUUCGGAGGCGGUGGCUUCGGCGGUCCUGGUUUUGGAGGCGGUGGCUACGGACGCCCUGGCUUUGGAGGAGGCUUUGGCGGUCGCCCUGGAUUUGGCGGCGGUGGUUUUGGUGGUGGUCCUGGUUUCGGCUACGGACGUCCUGGUGGCUACUACCCCGGCGGCGGCGGCUUCCGCGGUGGCGGCGGUGGCGGUGGCGGUGGCUCCUCCUCUGCCUCAGCCUCGUCCAGUGCAUCGGCAGGUGGCAAUGGUGCUGCUUCAGCUUCUGCCUCUGCGUCUGCUGCGGCUUCAGGUGGCGGACGAUUCCCUGCCGUGUCUGCAGUGCCUCAGUUUGGAUUUGGACGUCCUCGCUUCGGUGGUGGAUUCCGCAAGGGUGGAUUCCGUAGGGGCGGUGGCGGUGGUGGUGGCUCCUCCUCUGCCUCAGCUUCGGCCAGUGCAUCGGCAGCUGGCAAUGGUGCAUCUUCAGCUGCUGCCUCUGCGUCUGCUGCCUCAGCCCUUCCUCAAUUUGGCCACGGUGGUGGCAGCGCUAACGCCAACGCCAAUGCCAACGCCAACGCAUACGGCGGCGGCCAUGGCGGCGGAUUAGGAGGUGGAUACCGUCCCGGGUUCGGCGGUGGAAUAGGUGGCGGCCCAGGAUUUGGCCAUGGUGGACAUGGUGGAUUUGGAGGCGGAGGAUUGGGCGGAUACGGCGGCGGACUUGGCGGACACGGCGGCGGAUUUGGUGGACACGGCGGUGGAUUGGGCGGCUACGGCGGCGGACUAGGCGGCCACGGCGGCGGAUUUGGUGGCCGACCUUACGGUGGAUUCCGUGGCGGUGGCGGUGGUGGUGGCGGCCUCGCGAUGAAACUGUUUAUUGCUCUAUCCGUGCUGGUGGCUGUGGCCUCGGCCCUUCCUCAAUUUGGCCACGGUGGUGGCAGCGCUAACGCCAACGCCAAUGCCAACGCACAAGCUCAGGGUGGUGGAUUCGGUGGCCGACCCGGCGGCGGAUUUGGCGGUGGACCCGGAGGCGGAUUCGGCGGUGGACAUGGUGGCGGAUUCGGUGGUAGACCCGGCGGUGGAUUCGGCGGUGGUCCCGGCGGCGGAUUCGGCGGUGGUCCCGGCGGCGGACAUGGUGGCGGAUUCGGUGGUAGACCCGGCGGCGGAUUCGGCGGUGGUCCCGGCGGCGGUUUCGGCGGUGGUGGUGGUGGCGGCUCAGCGAGUGCUAGCGCGUCAUCCAGCGCCACUGCCAGCGGUGGUGGUCGACGUGGUGGUGGUGUUGAGUUCACACAGUUCGGACAAGCAGAAGCAGAAGUCAUGAAAGUCUUUGUUAUACUGAGCAUUUUGUUGGCUGUAGCUGUGGCAGCACCACAGUUUGGCGGUGGUGGCAAUGCUAAUGCGAAUGCUGGUGCCAAUGCCGAAGCUCAGGGUCAGCUUGGAGGAGGCAGAGGAGGUAUCGGAGGCAGACCCGGUGGUAAUUUCCGAGGCAACAAUGGUGGAUUUGGCGGUGGCGGUGGCGGCAGUGCCAGUGCCGAUGCUAGUUCCAGUGCCGUAGCAAAUGGUGGUGGUGGUCGUGGUGGUGGUGGUAAUGCUAGUGCCAACUCUGCAGCCACUGCCAAUGCUAGUGGUGGUGGUUUCGGCGGUGCCAACGCCAAGGCUUCAUCCAACGCCAGCUCCGCAUCACGUGGUGGUGGCAUAGCUAGUGCCACAUCCAAUGCAUCCGCAUCUGCUAAGGCUGGAAAAUAAGUGCAACGAUUUCCGAAUGAUUUUCUUGAGUGAUUGAGUUUGUAUAUUACUUUUGGAUUAAAAAUAUAAUAAAAAUCGAUAUAGUCUAA
This is a messenger RNA of Drosophila grimshawi, 1934 nucleotides long. Its product is annotated as glycine-rich cell wall structural protein. The transcript has 5 exons. The coding region runs from base 34 to 1845 and encodes 603 amino acids. The record is from RefSeq and is a predicted model, not a curated record. Lineage: Eukaryota; Metazoa; Arthropoda; Insecta; Diptera; Drosophilidae.